AUGGCAGAAAAGGCAACGCUAGAAAAGACAGUGCGGUUCAAGUUGACGUCCAACCCCAGCGCGGGAACCAGCGCAGGUGGCGGAGGCGGCGACGGCGCAGCAGCACCGGCCUCCGCACCGCGACGGGAGCCCCCUUCUUCGCCGCCGCGUUCACCGUCGCCGCCCGAACCGUUCACGUACAACUUCGGCGAUGGCGGAGGCGGCGACGGCGCAGCAGCAGCACCGCCCCCCGCGCCGCAACCGAAGCCCUCUUCUUCGUUGCCGCGUUCACCGCCGCCACCCAAACCGUUCACGUACAACCCCAGCGCGCUAAGCAGCGGAGGUGGCGCCGGCGGCGGUGGGGCGGCACCGAAACUCUCUUAUUCGGAUUCUAAGGACUCCGAUGAUGAAAAGCCGGACGAAUUUAAAACAGAAAAUGGAUGGGGUUCUCUGUUCAUGAGUGAUCCUGAAGUUCUUUCUAAGUACUCGAGUGAUCCACAAAAUCUCCCUCAUUAUAUUGGCCGGCAAGAUUGUGAGCCGCUCAGCACACAGGAGUUUUUUUCACUGCGCCACAAUUGGCAGCAGCUGCUAGAUGGCAAGAAGACAUACCUCCGUCAUGCUGCCGAGUCCAAUUAUGCCGACUGCGUCUUUGUAACCCCAGAUUCUCUUGAUGAGGCACUAGGAUGUCAGGAGCCACUAUCACAUUUGGUUCAUGGAGGUGCAGGAAAACCUAUCAGGCAGCAAAAGUUCAAGAUACUUUGUGAACAUUAUGUGUGCUUCAGACCAAUGCGAAGGGAUGGGUCGCAGUUUUACAGAGCUUUCCUUUUCUCUUACUUGGAAAACCUUGGGAAAAUGCAAAGUAGUCAAGCUGAGGUCACUCGUUUAAUGGAAUGCGUGGCAAGGUCCAGAGUGAAUUUCCGUCGUUUAAACUGGAAUAAUGCAUACUUCUCAAAUCCAGAAGCAUUUUUCUCAAGUGUUGUUUCAGAGUUUGAGCACUUGGUCAAUUCAGUUGCAAAUGGGCUAAAUGCUGUUGAGCUUUACGAGAUAAGCCUACAGGAAAUUUCAUCAUCCAGGAUUCUUUCUUUGCUUAGAUUGCUGACAGAGGUUCAUAUCCGUACAUAUGAAGCGGACUACAACAGAGCAGUAGUGAGUCAGAAUCAGAAUGAAAAAAUAAAUGCCCUUUUGUUUUGCAAAGAAUCUGUGCGUCCCUUUGACGCUGAUGUCACCCUUUUACAAAUGAAGGCUCUAUCACAAGCUCUUGGUAUCCCCUUGCACCUAGCAGCUGUGGACGGUGUCAAAAUAGGUGGAACUGUGCAAGUAAAGUGCAUUGACAUCAUUCCUCGAUCAGGACCUCUCAGUUCAACCAGAAGAUACUAUCUAUCCAGUGCAACUGAUAAACAAUCAUUCUUGCCACCUGGAAACUUAUUUUCGUCUGAUCGCAUGCCUCUAGUGACCUUAUUAAUAACUACCAAUGCUACCGCCAUUCUUUAUCGCAAGUGA
Molecule: messenger RNA, 1479 nt
Organism: Miscanthus lutarioriparius
Lineage: Eukaryota; Viridiplantae; Streptophyta; Magnoliopsida; Poales; Poaceae
Source: the annotation of a GenBank genome assembly